This is a messenger RNA of Cavia porcellus (domestic guinea pig), 11297 nucleotides long. RefSeq names its product ankyrin repeat domain 6 (gene Ankrd6). Bases 1179 to 3350 code for a protein of 723 amino acids. The transcript is spliced from 19 exons. NCBI's taxonomy places the organism in Eukaryota, Metazoa, Chordata, Mammalia, Rodentia, Caviidae. Gene Ontology annotation, biological process: positive regulation of JNK cascade; negative regulation of canonical Wnt signaling pathway. Gene Ontology annotation, molecular function: protein binding. Gene Ontology annotation, cellular component: nucleus; cytoplasm. The record is from RefSeq and is a predicted model, not a curated record.
CUGCUUGAUAGGGGAACCAAGAGGGGAAUGCCUGGUGGCAUUAAUUGUUAGCAUUAUCCUAUAAAUCAAAUCACUUACUACUUUAGCUCACCUAUACAAACAUCUGCUGUCUUGUUUCCAAAUAGAAAAAACAACAGGAAAGUUGGCAGUGGGACUUUAGCGAAUGUGACAUAUUUACAGUGGAACUCAGUAUACCUCAUAAUGCUUGUGCAGAUGCAGUCUCCAUCCAGUCAUCAAUCCUUGACUCUGCUGAGUGGAACCCCUGAGUAAAUCUGCUGUUUGUAUCUUCAUGGAUUGAAGAUGCUUACUCUCCUAGCACCACCUGCCUGUAACAUUCCUUUCUUAUAGAACAGGAUUGCUCUAUGUAGAACACUGUACACAUCAUCUAUUUUCCCCUGUUCCUGUCCUCUUAUUCAUAAUACUGUACUUAAUGAACCCUAAAACUGUUAAUUAAGUUCAUUUAUUUGUUUUUGGUGCCCAAAUAUAUGCUAUUGUUUCUUAUCAAGUUAUAAACUGAAAGUCUAGAGUAGUUGCUUUUUGAGCCUAAGUACAAGAUGAAACGUCUGUUUCUCUGGAAUCAUAACUUUUUUUUUAGUUAAUGUUUUCUGGCCCUCACCUCCUUUGGAAUUCUGAUUCUGGCCCAUGGCUAUCACUUAAAGUAUGCAUCUCUCCUUGCUUAGUGUCCUUGGCUAAUGUAAAAAGCCUGUCUGUUGGUCAUCGAUGUGUUUACCUAGGCUCAGGGCUCUAAAGAGGGUGACAGAUCCCUCAUAAGGAGUUUUGCCAAGUGCUGCUGGCAACCUUUAGAUUCAAGGCUUCUUACAGAAGACAAAAAAGCAAAACCCAAAGCCUGGCUGCCAGACAAGCUGGAGAAGCACCGAGCGCAUUGCCUUGGGCAUUGACAUGUAAAUAUCAGAGGGGCUUGAAGCUGUUCCCCAGCAGACCCUCCCGCCAUCUCCCUUCCACACAAAGCCCAGUUCUGAGGCUGUGCUUUGCCUUUGUGAGGCCCUGCCGGCUACCCUGCUCCAGAGGCAAGACUCCGUAUUGAAGAUGGCGUAGGAAUAAGUCACCUUCCAAUGAUUGAGAACCUUUACCUGUGGGCACCUGCCCGAGCCAGCGGCUUCGUGUUGAGCUGACCGAACUUGUCCACUGCUUUCCCGAAAACUCCUUUCUCUCAAUUCAUGAGCCAGCAAGAUGCAGUCGCUGUGCUUUCAGAACGCCUUCUCAUAGCUGCGUACAAAGGCCAAGCAGAGAAUGUGGUUCAGCUCAUCAACAAGGGCGCCAAGGUAGCAGUUACCAAGCAUGGCCGGACUCCCCUACACCUUGCUGCCAACAAGGGCCAUCUUGCUGUGGUCCAGGUCUUGCUGAAGGCUGGCUGUGACCUGGAUGUGCAGGAUGAUGGGGACCAGACUGCCUUGCACCGGGCUACGGUGGUGGGCAACACAGAGAUCAUUGCAGCUCUCAUUCAGGAGGGAUGUGCCCUGGACCGGCAAGACAAGGAUGGGAACACUGCCCUGCAUGAAGCAUCAUGGCAUGGUUUCAGCCAGUCAGCUAAGCUACUUGUUAAAGCAGGAGCCAAUGUACUUGCCAGGAACAAGGCGGGGAAUACAGCUCUGCACCUGGCCUGCCAGAACAACCACUCGCAGAGCACGCGCAUCCUCCUGCUGGGUGGCUCCCGUGCCGACCUCAAAAAUAAUGCAGGCGACACCUGUUUGCACGUUGCUGCGCGCUAUAAUCACUUGUCCAUCAUUAGGCUCCUCCUCAGUGCUUUCUGUUCUGUCCAUGAAAAGAACCAGGCCGGAGAUACAGCCCUUCAUGUUGCUGCUGCCCUAAAUCACAAGAAGGUGGUUAAAAUCCUCCUGGAAGCUGGAGCAGAUGGGACCAUCAUGAAUAAUGCAGGCCAGACUCCGCUGGAGACUGCUCGCUACCACAAUAAUCCAGAAAUCGCUCUUACCCUCACUAAAGCUCCCCAGGUCUUGCGCUUCAGUCGUGGGCGAAGCCUGAGGAAAAGGAGAGAGAGGCUCAAGGAGGAGAGGAGGGCGCAGUCUGUACCGAGAGAAGAGGUGGCACAAAGCAAGGGAAGUGUCUCAGCAGGAGACACGCCCAGCAGCGAACAGGCUGAGGUGAGAAAAGAGGAAGCCAGAGAAGAUUUUCUGUCUGCCUCCCCAGAGCCCAGAGUGAAGGAUAACAGGAGGAGAAAGUCAAGGCCCAAGGUGUCAGCACUGUCUGACCUCACCCCACCAGCAGACCAACAGCCUGGACCCCAGAAGGACUCACACGCUCACCAUCAUCCUAAAAAGAAGAGCAGGCAUCGGUGCUUGUCCCCACCACCACCCCAUGAGUUCAGAGCGUACCAGCUGUACACGCUGUACCGGGGCAAGGAUGGGAAAGUGAUGCAGGCACCAAUAAAUGGUUGUCGAUGUGAACCUCUAAUCAACAAACUGGAGAAUCAACUGGAGGCAACUGUGGAGGAGAUAAAAGCAGAGCUGGGAUCAGUUCAGGACAAAAUGAAUACAAAGCUGGGGCACCUGGAGAAUAAGACCCAGCAUCAAUUGCGUGUUUUGGACAAACUGAUGGUUGAGCGGCUCUCGGCAGAGCGGACAGAGUGCCUGAACCGCCUGCAGCAGCAUUCGGAUGCUGAGAAGCAUGAGGGAGAGAAGCGGCAGAUGUCUUUGGUGGAUGAAUUAAAAACUUGGUGCAUGUUGAAGAUUCAGAAUCUGGAGCUGAAGCUUUCUGGGGACUCGCGGGCCUCGAGGGCUAAAUCUACACCAUCUACUUGUGAAUCCUCUACAGGUGUGGAUCCAUCAGUGGUGACUGUGGGCCCAGCAGCGGCCUCCGACAGUUCUUCACAAGUGGUUAGGCCCAAGGAAAAGGCCCCCGACAGCACUGCUACCCACAGACUCCAGCAGGAGCUGUCCUCCUCUGACUGUACAGGCUCCCGGUUGAGGAAUGUCAAGGUCCAGACAGCCCAGCUGCCCGUGAAUGAGGCAGCCAAGUAUGACCAGCAGGCUGGGCCGUGUGUCAACAGAAGCACUCAAACCAAGAAGUCUGGGAAGAGUGGGCAGACGAAGCAUCGGGCCCAGCAGCCCAGUGGCACCUGUGGGCAGCCCGCAGCCGGCAGCGAGCAGACUGCCCCUCGCGCCCGCAACACUUCUCAAGCCCUGGAGCUGACCCAGUAUUUUUUUGAAGCUGUUUCUACUCAGAUGGAAAAGUGGUACGAAAGGAAGAUUGAGGAGGCACGAAGUCAAGCCAAUCAGAAAGCCCAGGAAGACAAGGCCACGCUGAAGGAGUACAUUAAAAGUUUAGAAGAGGAGCUUGCUAAACUGAGGACCAAGGUGCAGAAGGAAGAUUAGGACGUGGGGCACAGCGCAGAAGAGAAUUCCUGAAGAGAAUUCCGAGCUUUGCAACUGCAGAGUAGCUCUGGCUACGUUAAUCACUGUACAUGUAACAGAUUUGCCUUUAAAUAAAAAAUCACAAAUUUCUAAAAUGUGCCAGAUACAUGCUUCAUGCAGCCCGAAGUUACAGGGAAGAGACAACAAUUAAGCCGAAACCAGGGGAAACCUGCUCUUUCAGAUUUCAAUACAAACACCAAACCUUAGUGCAGGUUCAUUUUAAGUUCAAAAGCUCAGAUUAAACAAGCUACGUAAGAAACAGAAUGUGUAACCCUAAACCCAAAGUGCAAGAUGUGUAAAAUUGUAAGUCAAAAGCAAGAAAAUUACAUCCUUGUAAACUCACAUGAACACACCUGCUGUGCCUAGACAAGAGUGUCUUUCUAAGAGGGGGUAACUCCAAGAUGUCUCUUCAUCAGAACCCUAAUCCUCAAAAUGGUGAUGUUUUAACCAGGUAAAAAUUUACCAAGUAAAUUCUAAAGGGAAAGAGAUUUUCAUGAUGUUACCAGGUCCACUAUAUUUUAAUUUUUUGAAACGCCAAGACAAGUAAGUGGCUAACAGGACCAGAAAUGUUCAUGAGCUCAAAUGAGAAAAUUUCAAUGACUUAAUCAUGUUUUCUGUAUUUUCAGCCAAAAAAAUCAAUCAUAGCAGAUUAAUGGGAAGAACAUUCAUGCAACAACUACCUGAAACUUCUAUAAUCCAAUCAUAAACCUAAUUACUUAAGAGUACUUUUCUUAAUGAGUUUGAUCUACAUUUUAUUAAAAAGUGUUCUUUUAAAGUAUUUGAUUUUGAGUUGAGGAAAGUAUUUGAUUCUAUCACUGAGGAAACUCAGAAACUUUCCGUGGGUUCACAGUAACUGUCUAGUUGGUCAGUGAAUAGGGUUAGAAAUCAUUGCUUCCCAGCUUGAUGGAGCCCUUAAGACUUUACUCUGGAACCAAUGAAAUGAACACAGGUGGGAAGCUGUCAGAGCCACUUGGUUAUACUGAAACUUUGGAUUUAAUUAUCCUUUAAGCUUUCAUCCUUUGAAUUACCAACCUCCUGAAAAUUCCACAUAUACUAGAAUCUUCAAUUGUACAAACACAGAAACCUAGUAACUACUGGAUAUAAUUGUGAAUAAAAUACUGCUCAUUGAGCCACAUAAAAAUGACUUGACAUGGAAACAUCCUGAAAAAGCUUUUAGUCUUUUUAGCUCACAGUUUUGCUUUUUUUGUUUGUUUGUUUUUCUGAUGGUGGCAACCCAAGGAUACAGACAUUCUUUAAAAAUGAUUCGGCAUCACUGUUAAGAUGGAAUGCAUGGGAUCUCAGGUUGACAGCAUGUUGUGAGCUAUCGUAUUCCUCAGCUCCUUGGUAGUGAAGUCCUUUCCCAGAUACCCACUGGGCUUGAACAUCUAGGGGCUCUUCCCUUCUCAUUUCACUAUUGAAAAUGCAGAAUCUCAGGCUUGUAGGGGUAGACUGUAUCUAUCUUCAGUUUUCUGAAUCUAGUCCCAAGAUAGCAAAAAUUUCUGUAGGUUCAUUCUUCAGUAUAUACAUUUACUGGGACCUGCCUAAUGCUCAAAGAGAGAAUUCUGGAAGUUCUGUUAAGUCAUGCCCCAAGCAGGAAUCAUUGUCACUUAACAGAAUUUUUCUUUCUUCAAGGUUUCCUUGUGAAAUGCUGAAAACAAUUUUAACUGAAUCAUCAAAUCUAGACUGUAGAGUGCUUUGAUGGGAGUAUUUUGCUUAUAUACCUCCUACCCAUUAGCAGCAGGCAGCUUAUCACUGUGAACUGGGUAUUUUUGUCAAAAGUCACAAGUAGGGAAGAGAUCAGAGAGGAAUUAGAAAUGUCAGGUGGACUUAGGGUGGCAGUCUACAAAGAUGUUCCUUGGUGCUCUGUCACAGAAGAGAAAACCAAGAGAAGCGGGAGACAGAACAGGGUCACUGGCCUCCUACUCUGAGGGCUGACCUCUCAGUGAAGACCAACACAACAGUGUUGCAAUUUCAACAACUGCCAGGUCUUUUUUGUUUCUUAGCACUGUCAAAACAACUGUAGGUCUGGUAUUUUUCCAUCUUUGCCCCUUGAGUUAUUUGCUAUAAUGAGCAAAUGCCCAACUUCAUUUUUCUGAAGAAACAGAACUAUUAACAAUUUGUAGCCUGUCAUGUAAGUCAUAUUUGUUUGAGACUGAAACUUUGAAUAUGUAUAGGGAAAAGUGAUGUACAAUAGGAGAAAGCAGUACAAUACUACAUUUUAAAAUUGUCAGUGUGUUAUUACAUUGAGUAUACUAAAUAUGUGUGAUAAAUGAAUAUUAGUUCUAAUCUCACUUUUGACUUUAGGAGCCCAAAAUAAAGGAAAUAUUUUUAUGUUUAUACUUUUGAGUCAAAUGUUGAUAUAGUUGAGAAGCAUGUUUGUCUUCUAUUUAAUAUUUUUAUCACCUUCAAUUUGUGUCUCCUUCAAGUGUUAAAUGUUCCCAAUGCUAUGGACCUUGAACUCAUUAAAAAAUGAAAAUGUGACUCCUUUGUUUAGCCUAGGCUUUCUUCUGUUGUAGUUGACUAAAUUGUAUGGUUCUUGAAAGCGCACCUUGACCCAGCCACACUCUGCCUUGCAUUUGUGAAAAUGUGAUUUAGAGCAAAUCCACCUAGCUGCUUUGAAGGUCGACCGGGUCAGUACACAAUUGCAGCUCAGCAGACUUCAGUGAAAUCGUAAAUGCGUAACUGUUGACCAUUUGGAAAGCACUGAACAAAGGGGAAAGGGGAAACGUCGUUUGUACUGUAAAUAACAUGAAGCCAAGAUGCUUUCAGACAAACUGUUGCUAAUCAAUACAGUCCCUCUUGUAAAAUGUGGAUUAUAAAAGCCAACUGAAUAUGAUCUGAAAGGCCAAUUGAAAGACUUUUUGUAAUUUGUAUUUAUAAUUUUAAGUGGUAAUAUUCUUUCCCUUUAAAUCAAGUGCGAACAUACUAAACUCAAGAGACACAAAACAUACACUUUUUAAAAGAAGUGAUUUACUCUUUCGAGUAAACAAAACCAGGAAACUUAAUCCUAAUAUAAUUUCUUAAAGGCCUGAAUCAAGCAAAGGGGAAGCCAAUAGUGAUUUCUAGCUUGGCACACUGACUUUUUGAUCUCAUACAAGUGUAUGCUGGUGACACUGCAGUAAUACCAAUGGCAGGGACACGCUCUGCUUUGCUGUUAUUAGUCAUCUGUCUCAGCAGGCUCAUUCACAGCGCUGCUCUCCCAUGAGCUUAAGGCUUCCAACCCCUGGCACAUUUUUAAAGGAGAGACUGAUACAGAGACAAAUGGUAUGUAUAAAGUGGACUUGGUUGCUUCUCUGGCUAUAAAGGAUUAUUAUUCAUAUGCAUAACGCUUAACAGUCACAUCUCAAACUGGAGGAGCAAAAGUAACACUCAAACAGGAGUAGUUUAUACAGAAAAACUGUCUAAUCCCAAAUACUGCUAAAGAUCACUUCAUGACGAAUAAAAUGUUUAACCAACAGUUCUAUGCUGAACACUGUCUUAAGGACUGCAGUUUCUGACCUGAGAAAAAACUGCAAAAAUAAACCUUUUUAGCUCAUGAGAAGAUUUGAUCUACAAUUCAGAGGCAAAAUCAAAGCAUGUUAAAUAAACACAGUAAAUGACUGUAUAGAUGAAGAUAGAAUUAAUGUAAUGUCAUUACGUUUAGCCUCUGAAAAAUAGUUCAAUUUCCAGUGUUUUAUCUAUUUAAAAAAAAAAAACACAAACCCUAGAUUCAGUUCUCAUGGAGUUUAAUAUUUGCAUCUUGAAUUCAAACCACAAAUGCGUGUUCCUAUAUACAUAACUGCAAAAGUCCCUGAUUGCAUGUUCCAUAAACUUUUUAAAUUCAUUGAUUGUAGGCUUCUUCAGCUGGGUGUGGUGGCACACACCUAUAAUUUCAGCACUUAGGAGGCUGAGGCAGGAGGAUCACGGAGAGUUUGAAGCUAGCAUGCGCUACACAAUUAGUUCAAAGCUAGCCUGAAUUGCAGAGCAAAACCCUGUAUCAAAAAAAUGUUUAUAGAUUUAUUAGACUGUGUUUGAGUACGUACAUCAAACAUACCGCAAAAUCUUUCCAAAGUAUUCUUUAUUCAGAAACUUGACCAAUGCUUCUCCUUGUCAGAUGGUUUUCAACAUAUUAGUGUUUAUUUAGGAACCUGAAAACGCUCAUGCAAGCCUUUUGCAUUAGGUUACUCCCUCAGAAGAGGAUUCUGAAGUACCGUGUUGUGAAUCCUGAGGCUACAGAAGUGGAGCUCUGGCACUCCAGGCCAUCAACAAAGAUACAUACCACCGGUUAUUUCUAUUCCUUUGGCUUCCAGUGCAGUUACCAGCACCAUAUCUCAUUCUGCAAAAUUCUGUCUAAAUCUUCUCAGAUUCGCCAUCUGGCCAGAUUGGAUUCACUUCUUAGCUCUGUUCUGUUGAACAGGACUUGAGUUUUCAAGACUGAUAACCUCAACUUCCAUAAACUUUUGACUCCACAUCUUUAAGUUAAUCAUGUAUUAUAAAUGUAAUUGCUAUCAAAAGCGUCCUCAGUCAACCUGGUUUUGAUGUAUUUGUCUCUGAUGUACUCUUCAGAAUUCUUUGUUUUUCCUUUCUCUGAAGAAGAACCUAACAUACUGAGGAUUUUCCUUCAGGAUAUACUUCUAUCCACAUCAAAAGGUAGUCCUGGAAGUUUCACCCAGAAGUUGCCUAAAGUGUUCCCUGCUCUUUUUGGUAUUUGAAUGUGUUAAGUUCUUUUCCUUUUUUUUUCCAGCAGAAAUCCAGAUUUGCCAGUGAGUCUUUCAAAAGUCCUUUGGCUAUCAAAUCAUGGCACAGCUGAACAAGGUACUUGAUGCCCCUUAAGGGUAAUACAGAAGGGUAUUUCAAGAAGUUUCCAGAGUGCUGAAGUUAUAGGUGUGUGCCACCGAGCAAUUUCUCCACAUCUUCACCAAUGUUUAUUUUCCUUUUUAAUUAUAGCCAUUGUAGUGAAAAUGAAGUGCUACCUCAGUAUGGUUUUGAUAUGCAUUUUCCAGAUUAUGUGUUGAGUAUCUUUUCACAUGCAACAAGCUGUUUAAUAAUUUUUGCUUCUUAUGAAAACUAGUGACACAUCCGGAAACAUUAUUAGAACUCAGGUGUGUUUCUCAGUUCCAAAGCAUUGUUUCACUGUGCUUUUCAUUGCUUUCCAGAAUGCACUAUGCUCCAUCUUCUGAAAGUGUACCUGAGUACUGUUCAUACCAGCAGUUUGACUUGGCUUUGAGCUGUCCAUUAAGCCUAAACUCAGCAAAAAACAUGAAUAUUUGAAAAUUCUUCAGAUAAACACAAGCAUUAAGAUUUUGCUAAUGCAAGUGUUUUUUCUAACUCCUUUAGCUGGAUAUUGCCUUGAGUAAUCAUCAUCUGGAUAGUAUCCUGUGUUAGAAAGUAAAAUGUGGUUAUUACUUUACCUCUUAAAUAAGGUACAUUUGUUUUAUAUGUAAAAUUCAAGAACCAAUAGUGGUGGGCUGUGGGUAUAGCUCAGUGGUAGGGAAUAGGCUAGGCUUACUAUGCCCAGAGCUUUAGGUUCAAUUUUAGCACCAAACACACUCCAGCAAUAACAGUCAACAGUUCAAGUGGAACUGCUACACAUCAGAAAAGCUAAAAACUAUGCGGUACAGCAUAAAAGCCAAGCGAUGCUACUGUAUAAAUACAACGACUUAAAAGCUUUAAAAUGUCAUUUGAAUAGAAGUAAAGUACCAUUACAAGUAGUAAUCAAAAGAUAGCACCUUGGGCUGGGGAUUUAGCUCAGUGGCAUAAGCGCCUGUCUUGCAAGCAGGCAGUCCAGAAUUCGAUCGCUGGUACUGAUAAAAAAUGAAGACAAAAAAACCCAAACAAACAAACAAAAAAGAUAGCACCUUAGCUGGGUGGGCACCUAUAAUCCUAGUACUCUAGGAGGCUGAGACAGGAAGAUCCCAGAUUUGAACCCACCUGGACAACUUAGCCAUUUAGUGAGCUCUAAUGUCAAAAAACUAAACUAAAAGCUAGGGCUAUGGCUCAGAGAAUUUAGUGUUUGCAUAUCUUUUGAAAGGUCCUGGGAUUCAAUCUUAAAUUACGCCCCUCCUUCAAAGUUAUGCCAUCUCAAUUUUAUUUAUAUUCCAAGAUGUCUACUAAAUUAAAAAAAAAAAAAAACACCCAUCACUGUGCUCACCAUUAUUUUGUUCUCACCUCUUCCGUGGCGCUUUUAUUUCGUUUGAAUUCUUCCCUUGCCCAGUUCUGCAGGUAUUUGCGAUCACAUGCAUUUGGAACUUGCCUGAUAGCUUGCAAAAUCCUUCUAUAAAGAAGGAGAACUUGUUGCCUCCUCAGGAACUGUACAGGGAACAAGAACUGACAUUUACAACUACACAAACUCCAGGUCUACUUUAGCAAAACAAACUGUAACCAAGGCACCUUCUCUUUGGUCUUCAAUUCUAAAAAGGGCGCAGAAACACUUUCGACAGAAAGCCGGAAGUGCAUUUGGGGUUGGCUAUUUCCGUCAAACCUGAGAACCUUUAAAAUAAAGGACUCACUAAUGGGAAAAAAGGGCUUCUAAAAGCUGGAACAGUAACAGUGUUUUUUCUAAAUGAACACAGCUAUUCCAUUCUUUAUUUUUUAUCACUGAGCAGUCUUUACCGGGAUGAUCGGGGAAAGGAGGCAUCUAGGCUCCGAGAAUAAGAGGCUGCCCGCCUUAGGUGCCCACAGUAAGCCCCGCACACUUCCGCGGGCUCUGAGGGGAGCGCUGGCCCUAUGGCCGGCUGAUCACAGGCUCAGGGCCAGGACCUGCCCAGGCUCCAAAGGCAUCUGGGGAGAGGCAGAGAUUUGAAGAGCUCAGAUCCCAGAGUGCUGCUCUUAGCUGUGCUUUUGGGAAUUGCUGCUACAGUACCUGCUUUAGUGUCAGCGUGCCUGGAGGUAAGCGGGAGGCGGCCAUGUCUACCGCACAGGCCCGGCUGGAGCGCGCAGGAGCGGAAGUGGGGGGGCGGCACGGGGGAGGGGCCGAGCUCGGCUUCCGGUGGAGCUGCGCACCGCGCGCGCUGGCCUGGUGUGCAGAAAGCCCUAGACUGCAGUCCAGUAAACUGGGGUGACAGUUCGUGCAUCUUAAGGUCUUUGUGAUAACACUAAGAAUGCGCUCCCUUGAAAGCAUCACCUGCUGGAAUCCUGAUGCUCCCUUUGCCUGGCUGUGUUCAGGCUGCUUCCUGCAGCUUAUUUCCUCAUCUAUGAAGCACUGUACAAAGUGAAGUGACAGCAACUCACGUUUGCAUCGUGUUGUCAACAUACUGAGAAUGUGCCUGACACAGACCUAACCCUGCUGGAGGACUACAUCUUCUGCGCCAGAGACAGCACGGGCCAAUGAAAUGGGAUAGAGACCAGUAUGGCUUUAAGCCUCCGUGCAGUGCUGCCCAACUCACCUGUUUCCAUCUACCACAAAGCCUACAUGGUGCAGCUCACCCACCACAGACGUGAAUGAGUGAGAAAGCUUUCCUGUAUUAAACCACUCAAGUUGCUGAGUCAUAUUAGCUUGCAUAAACUGAAUGGUCUGCUGAUCAAGUACACAAGCGCAAUCCCUGUCAUAUUUUAUUAAGAAUGAUCACAAAUGAUCGUAGAGUAUAAAUCUUUUAAUAGUUUUUGCGAAUAUAAACUGCAUAGAAUUUUAGAAUAAAAAAUAACAGUAACUUCAGGUACAUGCUUUAGGACACUUGGUCAAACAAGCAAGCUGUAUGUGAUGGCCACCGUGUAAGGGUGGCAGACUUCACAGUGUAACUUCAAAACAGACAUGGGGAAAAAGAGGAGUACAUGGCGGCACAGAGCCUACAAAGAACACUCGACAGAACAUGAACUAGAACACAGCACAGUUUCAAGUAUUCAAGCACUGCUUCUGGCCAAGUAAAAACUGCCUUAAAACUGCUGAUGUGUCCUGACUGGGAGAAAAAUAACAAUAAAUGUGAGUUCUUA